This is a messenger RNA of Galeopterus variegatus (Sunda flying lemur), 2301 nucleotides long. RefSeq names its product WSC domain containing 2 (gene WSCD2). The record is from RefSeq and is a predicted model, not a curated record. Bases 50 to 1741 code for a protein of 563 amino acids. Lineage: Eukaryota; Metazoa; Chordata; Mammalia; Dermoptera; Cynocephalidae. The transcript has 9 exons.
CCUGAGCUCCCUGCCAAGCUCCAGAGAGCCAGUCCGGAAUGAUCCCACUAUGGCCAAGCUCUGGUUCAAAUUCCAGCGGUACUUCCGCCGGAAACCUGUGCGCUUCUUUACCUUCCUGGCACUCUACCUGACGGCCGGGAGCCUCGUCUUCCUUCACUCUGGCUUCGUGGGCCAGCCCGCCGUCUCCCAGAACCAGGCCAACCCCGCUGCAGGGGGCCCUGCCGAGGGCGCCGAGCUGCCCUUCUUGGGCGACUUGCAUCUGGGCAGAGGCUUCCGGGACACGGGCGAAGCCUCAAGCAUUGCCCGCAGGUACGGACCCUGGUUCAAGGGCAAGGAUGGCGAGAGAGCCAAGCCGGGCGACUACGGUGGAGCCUGGAGCCGAGCCCUCAAAGGGAGGGUCGUCCGGGAGAAGGAGGAGGAGAGAGCCAAGUACAUCGGCUGCUACCUGGAUGACACCCAGAGUCGGGCCCUUCGAGGCGUGUCCUUUUUUGACUACAAAAAGAUGACCGUCUUCCGUUGCCAGGACAACUGUGCUGAACGGGGUUACCUGUAUGCCGGGCUGGAGUUCGGCGCUGAGUGCUACUGCGGCCACAAGAUCCAGGCGGCAAACGUGAGCGAAGCAGAGUGCGACAUGGAGUGCAAGGGCGAGCGGGGCAGCGUGUGCGGCGGUGCCAACCGCCUGUCUGUCUACCGGCUACAGCUGGCAAGGAGACAAGCCUCUGACUAUGGAAGUGCAGUAUUCCGAGGCUGUUUCCACAGGCCUGACAACCUCUCCCUGGCCUUGCCCGUGACAGCCGCCAUGCCGAACAUGUCUGUGGACAAGUGCGUGGACCUCUGCACAGAGAAGGAGUACCCACUGGCAGCUCUCGCGGGCACCGCCUGCCACUGUGGAUUUCCCACCACCCGAUUCCCACUCCAUGAGAGAGAGGAUGAGCAGCUCUGCGCCCAGAAGUGCAGUGCGGAGGAGUUUGAGAGCUGCGGGACUCCCAGUUACUUCAUCGUGUAUCAGACGCAGGUCCAAGACAACCGCUGCAUGGACAGAAGGUUCCUGCCAGCCAAAUCCAAGCAGCUCAUUGCUCUGGCCAGCUUCCCGGGCGCCGGCAACACAUGGGCUCGCCACCUCAUCGAGCUGGCCACCGGCUUCUACACUGGCAGCUACUACUUCGAUGGCUCCCUCUACAACAAAGGGUUUAAAGGCGAGCGGGACCACUGGCGCAGCGGGAGGACCAUCUGCAUCAAGACACACGAGAGCGGCCAGAAGGAGAUCGAGGCCUUCGAUGCCGCCAUCCUGCUCAUACGUAACCCCUACAAGGCCCUCAUGGCGGAAUUCAACCGCAAGUAUGGUGGUCACAUCGGCUUUGCUGCCCACGCCCACUGGAAGGGCAAAGAGUGGCCGGAGUUUGUGAGGAACUACGCCCCCUGGUGGGCCACGCACACUCUCGACUGGCUCAAGUUCGGCAGGAAGGUGCUGGUGGUGCACUUUGAGGACCUGAAGCAGGACCUUUUUGUCCAGCUGGGCCGCAUGGUGAGCCUGCUGGGCGUGGCGGUCAGGGAGGACCGGCUGCUGUGCGUGGAGAGCCAGAAGGACGGCAACUUCAAGCGCUCAGGGCUCCGCAAGCUCGAGUACGACCCCUACACGGCGGACAUGCAGAAGACCAUCUCUGCCUACAUCAAGAUGGUGGACGCAGCCCUCAGAGGCAGGAACCUCACAGGCGUUCCCGACGACUACUACCCGAGAUGAUGCACCAGCACAGCGCGGGGGUGGGCUGGGAGUCCUGACCAAGCAGGCCCUGGGGACUCAAGACCCCUGGUGACCCCCACCGAUCUGUCCUUUCUUUGGUUUGGGGACAGUCCCCUUGGCUCUGUUGGCCUUCAGUGAGUUUCCUGCAUGACAAAGGAGGCUCAAGUCCAGAGAUUGUGCAGGCACUCCCCCCACUACUCAUAUGUCCCCCUUCCCACUUGGAGAUGUUUGGGGCAACUGAUUUGGGGGACACUUUUCUGUCCCCUGUGCCCCUACCCCAGCACAUUGGGCUCCGUUUGUGGGAGGGAGGGCUCAUCGGUGUCACAGACAGGCUGCAUGACCCCUGCAGCUGGUGAGGACCUUGAUGCGCAAGGGGCUCUUGUAGAAACGUGUCCCCAGACACUCAUUCCUUCCCUUCUCCACCCGGGAAGUGCUGGCACAGAUGUUUAUCUCAGGCCACCUUCUGAGGCGAAGAAAGAUUGCUGGGAAGUUUCUCCGUGGCCUUAGGUGUCUGACAUUCUGGGUGGGGUGGGGAGGCAUAGUGCUCACAGCAGAUUAAU